Molecule: messenger RNA, 1032 nt
Organism: Tetrahymena thermophila SB210
Lineage: Eukaryota; Ciliophora; Oligohymenophorea; Hymenostomatida; Tetrahymenidae
Product: papain family cysteine protease
Exons: 3
Biological process (GO): immune response
Cellular component (GO): lysosome
Molecular function (GO): cysteine-type endopeptidase activity
Source: RefSeq, a predicted model, not a curated record
AUGAAACAAUCAAUCAUAAUUGUUGCUUUGGCUCUUUUGGCAAUUGGUGUUAUUGCUAGAAACCAUACCUUUGAAAGAGAAGUUUCUCAUGGCAGACACAACGCCACUGAGUAAGAACUUUUGAAUAUCUUUUCCUCUUAUGGAUAUGUUGCUAAUCCUUCCAGUGAGAGAUUUAAAAUCUUUAAACAAAGAUUAAUUGAUAUCAUCAAGCAUAACCUCAAUCCUCAUAAGACUUACACUUAAAAAAUCAACAAAUUCUCAUUCUACACUCAGGAAGAGUUAUCUGUGUUAAACGCUGCUUAGAAUUGCUCAGCCACUGCCAAAGAAAACAUGGCCCCUAAAAAGAAAUACAAUCUUAAGGACAUUCCUGAAUUUGUUGAUUGGAGAACUAAGGGUAUUGUUACUCCUGUUAAGAAUCAAGGCUAAUGUGGUUCUUGUUGGACUUUCUCUACUACUGGUGCUCUUGAAUCCCACUGGGCUUUACACACCGGUAAUGCUCCUUUAUUACUCUCUGAAUAAUAAUUGAUUGACUGUGCAGGAGACUUCAAUAACUUUGGAUGCAGUGGUGGUUUACCAUCUCAAGCUUUUGAAUAUAUUUCCUAUGCUGGUGGACUUGACACUGAAGGUGAUUAUCCUUAUGAAGCUACAGAUAAUGAAUGCGAAUUCAAACGUAGUCAUGCUGCUGCUAAAGUUGUAAGAUCCUUUAAUAUUACUUUCUAAGAUGAAGAUGAAUUGAUUUAUCACUUAGCUACUGCUGGCCCAAUUUCUAUUGCUUAUCAAGUUACUGAUGACUUCUUUAAAUACGAUGGUGGUAUUUACUCAAACCCUUACUGCUCUACUUCUCCUGAUAUGGUUAAUCAUGCUGUCUUAGCUGUUGGUUACAACUUGACUGGACGUUAUUAUAUAGUUAAGAACAGUUGGGGUGAGCAUUGGGGUAAUGAAGGUUACUUCAAUAUCGAAUUAGGUUCAAACAUGUGUGGUUUAGCUGAUUGUGCCAGUUACCCUAUUGUUUAAGGACAUCACUAAUAUUGA